AUGAGGUUAAUUCCUGAAGGGCGAGAACUAUUAUCGAAACUCCUUGCCAAUCGCAGCUCGGUUUUUUUCGUAUUGAAAAAAUAUAAAAAAGUUAUCAAGGAUAUAAUUGCUGUGGAGAAACUGGGUUGCUAUCCAACGAAUUUGACUCAUAAAUUGGAGUGGCGGAAAGAAAGAAGCUCAAAAGCACUUAUGGAGCUCAAUACAAUAGAUGAAAAUUAUGAUGAAACGUUGAAAUUUUUGGUGGAAAAUGACAUUAUAACCGAAGCCCAACGUAAAGAAAAAAACCAGGAAUUCGAGAAAUUCAAAAAAGAAAAUAAAAUAAAGAAACACCAGUUGGAUAUUCUUGAAGAUGUUGAAGAUUUCGUAGGAGGAAAGAAGUACGUCGCAGCACACCCCGCAGUCGAUAUUGCUUACGACAAAAAAACAGGCAGAAAUGCGGUCGCGAAAGAAGACAUUCCCAUAGGCACAAUUAUUUUGAAAGAAGAAGCUCACGUUGCCAUACUUACAAAGAAUAAAUCAUUAGAGAACUGCCAACAUUGUCUAGCAUCUACUGAUCAACCUUUGUCUUGUCCAAACUGUGCCAAUGUCAUAUUCUGUAGCACAGCUUGCCAGAAAAUUGCUUUAGAUUCGUAUCAUGGUUUGGAGUGCAAAAUGUUUGAUACUAUUCGAGAAUAUGGUACAAAUGUUUUCCUUGUACUGAGGAUGUUCACUCAAAGGGGAUUUUCAUUCUUUUUUGACCAAAGAGAAAAACUCUCUAAAUAUUUAGCAGAUAAAAGACCUUUGGGGGUUCCUCAGAAAGAUGUUUAUCAUCAUGACGAUUUUGACAAUGUCAUGUUUUUGUUUCGAAAAGAUCGUCAUAGUGAUGAGUUUGAUGUUUUCGUCUACUAUUCAACUGUGUGCAGUAUACGCUUAUUGAGAUUGAUGAAUUUUUUUCCUUCCUCAAACGAACGGAAAAUUUUAACAGACAAAGAAAUAUUCAUUGCUCAAUUGUUUCUGAGAAACUGCAGAAUAGCGCAUUUUAACGUCCACGCCAUCAACGAAAUCAAACCAACUGAGACCAAAAUGCUGAUUAAACAUGGGCUUAAAUCGUUUUAUGAGAUGGUGCGACUAGGAAUUGGACUAUUCCCGACGCUGUCAUUUUUUAAUCAUUCGUGUGAUCCCAGCGUAGUCAGGUAA
This is a messenger RNA of Leptinotarsa decemlineata (Colorado potato beetle), 1176 nucleotides long. Its product is annotated as SET and MYND domain-containing protein 4-like. Lineage: Eukaryota; Metazoa; Arthropoda; Insecta; Coleoptera; Chrysomelidae. The record is from RefSeq and is a predicted model, not a curated record.